AUGGUCUCUGCUCCAAGAAAGCAAUCAAAGACCUACAAGGUCCCAAAACGACCCUACGAGGCCGCUCGUCUCGACGCUGAGCUUAAGCUCGCUGGUGAAUACGGUCUCCGAAACAAACGAGAGAUCUGGAGAAUUCAACUUACCCUUUCCAAGAUCCGACGAGCUGCUCGAGAACUCCUCAAGCUCGAUGACAAAGACCCCAAGAGACUUUUCGAGGGUAACGCCUUGAUCAGACGACUUGUCCGAAUCGGUGUGCUCGAUGACACCAGAAUGAGACUCGAUUACGUGUUGGCUCUUAAGACUGAGGAUUUCUUGGAGAGACGUUUACAAACUCAAGUUUUCAAACUUGGUCUCGCUAAAUCCGUCCACCACGCCCGAGUUUUGAUCAGACAACGACACAUCCGAGUUGGUAAACAAAUCGUUAACGUCCCUUCAUUCGUUGUCAGACUUGACUCUCAAAAACACAUCGACUUCGCCCUCAACUCUCCUUACGGUGGUGGACGAGCUGGUCGAGUAAAGAGAAAGAGAGCCAAGGCCGCUGCUGGUGGUGAUGGUGAAGCCGAGGAGGAGGAUGACGAGUAA
Kwoniella botswanensis is the source of this 582-nucleotide messenger RNA. RefSeq names its product 40S ribosomal protein S9. Gene Ontology annotation, biological process: translation; ribosomal small subunit biogenesis. Gene Ontology annotation, molecular function: structural constituent of ribosome; rRNA binding. The record is from RefSeq and is a predicted model, not a curated record. Gene Ontology annotation, cellular component: cytosolic small ribosomal subunit. NCBI's taxonomy places the organism in Eukaryota, Fungi, Basidiomycota, Tremellomycetes, Tremellales, Cryptococcaceae. The transcript is spliced from 6 exons. Bases 1 to 582 code for a protein of 193 amino acids.